AUGUAUACUGAUACAUCUGUUGAGAACAAUUCAAAGAUUCAAACGGAAUAUAAUGCAAGUAAACGAGUACUAUCUUGUACUAAAACUUUCAUCAAACGAUUGAUUGCACGUAAACCAAUGGAAAUACUACAAGCUGAAAUUGAUACACGAAAUGAAUUGAGACGUGAUCUAAAUUGGAUUCAAUUACUUGCUAUAGGUCUUGGCAGUAUUAUUGGUGCUGGGAUAUUUGUAUUAAGUGGACAAGCUGCUGCAAAAUAUUCUGGCCCAUCGAUCAUCAUUUCAUUUAUUAUAACAGGUGUUAUUGCUUUAUUAUCAUCUUUAUCAUAUUCAGAAUUAGGAGCAAUGAUGCCUAGUUCUGGAUCAGUUUACACAUAUACUUAUGCAGGUCAGUUAAGUGAUUGUGUAGGUAUUUUGCUUUCAUAA
Messenger RNA from Rotaria sordida, 423 nucleotides. Lineage: Eukaryota; Metazoa; Rotifera; Eurotatoria; Philodinida; Philodinidae. The record is from the annotation of a GenBank genome assembly.